AUGGACAUACUCACACUGCUGACGUUCUUGUACGGCGCCAUCGGCGGUGCUGUGAGCUGUGUUUUCCUUUUCUUCAUCCUGUUUCGAAAGGCUGAGGCGGUUCUCUCCGACACGGUCCGCAACAUGGCGCGCAAGCACGUCGAGUUCGACGCUGUCGCCAAGGAGGCGGUGGCGGUGGCGCCCGCCAAGGUGGAGACGUUGUGUAAGGUAGUCCGCUUCGACGACGGCAUUGUCGACGAGGCCAUUCAGUGCCGCAUGGUCUUUUAUAGCGGCACUAUCGACAUCUACCAGGUGGAUAAGCUUCGCACGCUGCCGGACCAUCGCCAGGAGGUGGUCUCGGAGCACAUGCUUGGACGCAUCCACCGUGCCUGCAUCAUCGCCACCGCGCAGCGCAUUUCGAAGUAUCACCGCCACCGCAACCAGAACACGCGCUACGCUGCCAUCAAGGGCAGGUGCACUGUCCUGAACCACAAGGACGGCAUGCCCCUCUUCCUCGAAGACCCUAACACGAUCUUGAAGGAGAAACUGCAGCGAGUCGCUGAGCAGCAGAGACAGGAGGCUAUUAUAGAGUCUCUGUUCCACCGAGGUCGAUGUGACAGCAAAGCCAUGGCGAACGAGGAGUUCUCGGCGGAGAUGAAGCACAUCGAGUCCGAGACGCGCAAGGAGAGGCACAGUUACUACACCAUGGGAGCAAACGGCCGAGACAACCGGCAUGAUUUGAUGGGCAUAGACGCCGCCACAACGAUCUCCAGUGGCGCCUUCCACCAGUCAGGGUCGAUCCCGGGGUGUCGCGGUAAAGGCCUCUCGGCGGGGGCAUUGGGAGAGGUGCCGCUGUCCCAGUGGAGGUGCGUGGCGAUCAAGUUUCCCACGCGGCGUGUGCAGGAGAGGUGGCUCAACCUGCUGCAGUCAACGCCGCAGUCGACGCAGUGGCAGGACUUCAUCACGCACCUGCCUCAGAUGGAUGUCUUCAACCUCCUCAUUGCCCGUCUCUUCUUCGAGAACACACGCGCCAACACGCUCCAUGACCUUUUGGAGGAGAAGAUCAAGAAGAAGCUCGCCCGUGUGUCGAAGUCGUUACCGCCGCAACUGCGCGGCAACAUCUUCCUCGAUGGGCUUGACGUUGGAGGCGAGAUCCCGCUCAUCAGCAACGUGAGCGAUCCGGCGCCGUCAAAGUCUGGCGAUACCGAGUUCGACUUCGAUGUGCUUUACCGCGGCGGCCUUGCGCUGAAGAUUCGCUUCUCGAUCCUCUAUCGCGACAUCCGCGUGCCGGACAUCAUCUUCAGUAUCAAAGUGCUCGAGUUGGCAGGGCGCGUGCACUUUGUUGUAGGGCCGCCACCGACGCGCAAGCUCUGGCUUGGUGGGCCGCAGCCCCCCCAGCUGCGACUGGAGUUCACGCAGGAGGUGGCCUCGCAUGAUGGCAUUUUGAAUGCGGUGCUGAGGCUUCUGCCGGACAUGAGUAAAAUCGCCUCCAACAUUGUCAAGGUGAUGCUCUUCGAAGAUAUGGUGUUUCCGAACAUGGACGACUUUCCCUUGCCUGUAUUCGGCGAAGGCAGCGACGACGACGACGACUCGGCUACCGUGCACAGCGGCGUAGAGGACGUGGCGAAUGAGCGCAACACCAGUAGAACACACCUCGGAAGCUCACGGAGCGGGGACGACAACGAAGCUGAGAGGGAAAGGCAAGACAGCAGCAGCUGCACCGCCGGUGGCGCUGCCAACGAGAACAGUGGUAGCCAGAGCGGCGUGACACCGCGGAAGGGUGUCACGCCGCCGUGGGUUUCUCUUAGCUCAGCACCAGCGGUGGAGCGCAGUGCGCACUCUCAACACGUGACAUUCGAAAUGGCCUCUCCGCCACCACGGCCACCGAUUCCGCAUUCCGCCUCGACUUCUGGCAAGGCUGCACCGCGGGCACACCCCGACGGCCAUGACAUCUUUAGUAGUGGCCGCCGGAGUAGUACACAGUCCUCCCAAUCGCAGCCGCUUCGCUCCUUGCCAGGUGAAACUUCUCCACUGCCAAUGAGGACUUCGCCCACUGGGCUACCGCCGCGACCGCCGCGAGCCCCAUCAUCUGAGUUGGUGCACCGGGCUGCCCCUCAAGUCCCGAAGUCGCGGGCGCCACUGUGCAACCAGGCGUUGUUGGGGCUCGACUAG
Molecule: messenger RNA, 2151 nt
Organism: Leishmania braziliensis MHOM/BR/75/M2904
Lineage: Eukaryota; Euglenozoa; Kinetoplastea; Trypanosomatida; Trypanosomatidae
Exons: 1
Coding region: 1-2151 (716 amino acids)
Cellular component (GO): endoplasmic reticulum
Molecular function (GO): lipid binding
Source: RefSeq, a predicted model, not a curated record